Penicillium daleae is the source of this 1026-nucleotide messenger RNA. RefSeq lists its product as uncharacterized. The record is from RefSeq and is a predicted model, not a curated record. NCBI's taxonomy places the organism in Eukaryota, Fungi, Ascomycota, Eurotiomycetes, Eurotiales, Aspergillaceae. The coding region runs from base 1 to 1026 and encodes 341 amino acids. The transcript is spliced from 2 exons.
AUGUCUCGUCUUCUUUCCUUGGCUCUGGCAGCAUGCUCCCUGCUAGCUACAGCCUUUGCCAUCCAACGAGUCGAUGUAAACGUUCUCUACAGCUUCGGUAAUAGUACUUGGGCCGAGAACCUGGCGGUCCGCGCUAACGGCCAGAUCCUCGUCUCGCGCCUUGACACCCCUGAAGUCCUCCAGGUCGACCCGACCGGCGUGAAGGCACCCAUUAUAGUCGCCUCUUGGGACCCGGCGACUUACAUGGGCUGUCUGGGUAUCUCUGAGACAACCCCCGAUAAAUUCUAUGUGGUGGUUUCGGGCUUUGUCAAUGAUAGCUUUCUGCUCUCCUCGGGUGUCAACAGCGUCUGGGAGAUUGAUAUGACCACAUUUACUUACUCGACGUCGACCGGCAAAGUUGCGUCUAACGCAACCGUCUCUAAGCUGGCUGAUAUCACUACUUCAGACUUCCUGAACGGUCUCACUACCCUAUCCAACACAUCGGUUCUCGCCGCCGAUUCCUACAAUGGCUGGGUGUACCGCGUCGACACGCAGACGGGCCACAACAUGGUGGCCGUCAACGAUACUAAGAUGAAGUUCAACUCUAUCCCGAACCCGCCGAUCAACAUUGGCGUUAACGGUAUUAAAAUCCACGAUGGUUACCUUUACUGGACAAACACGGCCGUCGGUUCUUUGAACCGCAUUCGCAUUACGGAUAAGGGCGUUCCACUCGGCAAGUCCGAAGUUGUCGUCAACAAUGUCCCUAAGGCGGAUGAUUUUGUAUUCAAGAAAGACGGCGUUGCUUUCAUCGCUCAGAACCAGAUGGACGAGCUCAGCGUCGUGUAUCCCGAGUGGUCCGCCGCCAAAGUCAUUGCUGGCAGCAACACCUCAACCGUUCUGGCGGGCGUGUCAGCGGGCAAGUUCGGCCGGUUACCCACUGACGAGAAUAUUCUCUAUCUGACUACUAGCGGCGCUGAGGGUCUGCCUAUCAAUGGCUCGGUGACGGUCCCCGCGACUGUCUCGUGGAUCGAUACGUCGGCCUUUUGA